AUGCACCGACUCGCGGAUAUCUACUUUACGGAAAUACAGCCGGUCUAUACAUUUCUGGACCCUAAAAUGGUCCAUAGAGCCAUUUCCGGUUCACCCGACCAACCACCACAGCACCCUUCAAACUGUGUUCUCCUGGGAAUCGCAGCUCUAGCUUGUCUUUUCAGUACAGAAGAAGCAUCCGAUCUCCAGUCGGAAAUCAUCCAUAAUGCUCGUGCUUCGCUAGAAUACUCAACAACACUGGCCGCGCCAACGGUAGACCAUGUCGUGGGAUGGCUACUACGGGUCUUAUAUCUGCGCUUCACCAGCUCGCCAAAUGCGACAUGGCUCGCAAGCUGCACACUAAUUCACAUGAUUGAGACGGUCAAAUUACACUAUGAACCAUCCCAGAACAACAAAUCAAAUGCCACCACCGCCUCGCAAGACCCUGACCCAUACAGCCCCCAAUUAAAAAGACAAAUGUACUACACAGCGCAAAUCUUCAACACAUGGAUCUCUUACGACUACGGACAAGCAAGAAUAGCACCACGAGGCGCCUCUUGUACCUUCCCCUCAGAAGGAUGGACAGAGGAAUCACGCACAUUCUGGAAACUAUCCGACACCCUCGAUCCAAAUCUCCCGCUCAACGCAGCAGAACUAGAAACCAUGCUCGAGCAAGCCGUCCAACUGAACCCAUCUCAUCCAGCCAUGAAGCUCAAACGGUGUAAUAUAGCACUUUGCAUAUACCGCCGCCUCCGUGUAACCGGCUGCACAGUCUCGCCUAGCGCCGUGGAUAAAAUCCUGCAACUUGGAGACGAUGGUAUUCAGAUAGCUACAAUCAUGGCGAAAGCGCGUUCACCUUGGUGGCAUGUUUUGAAUGUUCCAUUCCAGUUUCUCUGCGUCUUACUGGCGAUCGAUACCCGGGCCUCGCUUGGCCGUGUUGGGCAGGCAUUUCAGACGCUGAAAUUGCUGGCUGAUGAAUAUGGGGCCGAGGCUAUUCAGGAAACGUGGGCGAGUGCUUGUACAUUGUUACGACUUCAGAUUCGGAGAAAGCGAGAUGACUUUGAGCUUUUGAAUUGCGUUGAGAAUGAUAUCCUCGCUUGGAAUUCUGGCGGGGCGCAUUCGACUUCAUUGGAUCUGAGCCUCCCAGAGCAGCAGCACCUACUACCCGAUGGUGGAGAUUACGGCCCAGGAGAAUUCUGGGAGUUGGAUGAAAUUUUCUCUAGUAAUUUAUUUACACUGUGA
Messenger RNA from Penicillium manginii, 1221 nucleotides. Its product is annotated as fungal specific transcription factor domain-containing protein. The record is from RefSeq and is a predicted model, not a curated record. The transcript has a single exon. Gene Ontology annotation, biological process: DNA-templated transcription; response to xenobiotic stimulus. The coding region runs from base 1 to 1221 and encodes 406 amino acids. NCBI's taxonomy places the organism in Eukaryota, Fungi, Ascomycota, Eurotiomycetes, Eurotiales, Aspergillaceae. Gene Ontology annotation, molecular function: zinc ion binding; DNA binding; DNA-binding transcription factor activity.